Messenger RNA from Alnus glutinosa, 1644 nucleotides. RefSeq names its product protein LATERAL ROOT PRIMORDIUM 1-like. Gene Ontology annotation, biological process: positive regulation of DNA-templated transcription. The record is from RefSeq and is a predicted model, not a curated record. The coding region runs from base 312 to 1127 and encodes 271 amino acids. Gene Ontology annotation, cellular component: nucleus. Gene Ontology annotation, molecular function: DNA binding; DNA-binding transcription factor activity. The transcript is spliced from 2 exons. Lineage: Eukaryota; Viridiplantae; Streptophyta; Magnoliopsida; Fagales; Betulaceae.
UACGCUUUCAAAAGGAAGGAACUUCGGUACAUAAGCUGAUGUACUUGUAGCUGUGGCAGCAGCCUCACCGUCAAAGCCUCCAUAAUAAUUCUUCCUCUCUCUUUCUCUCUCUCUCUCUCUCUCUCUUUUUCUGCAUAACUCAUAGCUCACAUACACCAAAAAGAUUCUCACCUCAGAUCACAUUCUGAUUUCCCUACAAAAAGUUUUUCUCAUUUUUUUGGUGAAGUGAAAAUAACUUAUUGGGCAAUUGUUAUCAGUCCUAUUCACCAGUAUCAUUUGUGUAAUCACAAGCAAAUUUCCCAGCUGAUCAUAUGGGCAUGUUGGGCCUGAGAGACCUGUUUCUCAUAGCUCCAACCCCUUCCAUGCACCAACAAAACCAACCCAUUUCCUCUGAUCACCACCCAAACAUUCAUCUGCCUUCCUCAACCGCCCUUGGUGUUGGCCUCGGCAUUUUCCCGCUCCUCACUGCCACUCCAUGCAUAGUUCCCUCAAACAAAGGCGUCGAAAAAAAUGAUGGUUCUGAGAAAAUGGUAGAGAGUAGUGGGAGUGGUAUAUGGGCGUGUAGGGACUGUGGGAACCGGGCAAAGAAGGAUUGCAGUCAUAGGAGGUGCAGGACUUGUUGUAAGAGCCGUGGUUAUGAUUGUUCUACUCAUGUGAGAAGCACGUGGGUGCCGGCAUCUCGGCGGCGGGAACGGAAGAUGGUGGUGGUGGGUGGUGGUGAUGGCUCUUCUGGGUCUUCUGGUGUUAAAAGGUCAAGAAUUGUGGUUUCACCUCCUAAUGCGACUACUGCUUCUCAUGCUUCUACGUCUAAUGCUACCACUCCUAGAAGUGCUGACAUUAGUUCUGGCCACCAAGAUGCAAGUUUUAAGAAGUCCUUACCGGGCCAAGUUCGAGCACCGGCAGUUUUUAGGUGUCACAGAGUCACUGCCAUUGGUAAUGGUGAAGCCGAGUUUGUCUACCAGGCUACCGUGAGUAUCAGUGGCCGCGUAUUCAAAGGGUUUCUCUAUGAUCAAGGGGUUGAUGAGAAAAAUGCAUUCCCAUGUAUUUCACAACAGCAUCUUGAUAGUAGUAGCAGUGGAAGGAAUAGGGAGUCCUCUUCUUCUCCAGUUGUGGUUCCAUCAAGCUGAUAAUUUCUCACUGGUAAGGCCUAAGGCACCCAAUAAUAAUUUCCUCUUUUUGUAAAUGGGAGAUUAGAGAUAUAUGGAAUGAUUAACCUGUUUAAGAGUAAAAUGAUCAGACAAAGAUAUCUAAUUUUAGAAAGAAAAAAAAUUGUCGAUCUAAAGUUAUAAGUUCUCAUAGCUACUAAGGAGUUCCAGAUCAGUAUGCAAUGCAAACCUCCGGCAUUCGUGUGCUCUGCUUCCUAAGAAGUUCAAUUUCUUCUCCCAAACUUGUUGAUCAUGUGUAUUUGGUCUGUAAAAGGAUUUGUUGUCAACAAAGUGUAGUAGACAAGGAAACUUGAGCUUUAAAUACUAGCAACUUGGCAUCCAACUUAUUAUAAGAUUUCAUGGGUUUGUUUGUUUAUUUAUUUAUUUAUUCUUCCAAUGAUGUUGGACUUUAAAGCUAGCGUUAAUUAGUUUGAAGCGUCCUAAGAAGCAUGGAAGGGUCACUGGUUCUAUGUCAAUAUGGAUCAAUGGAGAAAAGGAA